Molecule: messenger RNA, 249 nt
Organism: Linum tenue
Lineage: Eukaryota; Viridiplantae; Streptophyta; Magnoliopsida; Malpighiales; Linaceae
Source: the annotation of a GenBank genome assembly
AUGGCGACUGAAACCGAUGAAGUUCCUGUGAUGACCGUGGCACCGGAAGUGGACGCUGCGGAACCGGUGAUCGACUUGUCCAUCGUCUCGGUGGAAGUGGGAAAAGCGAGGGAGGAGAUCAGCGACGCACCAAUUGGGAGUUCAAAUAUCAGCUCCCAGUUCAGGUCUGCAACCAGAUUGUCUUUUCCGGUUCCAAUGAUGGGCCCGACAAGCCGUGAAUCAGAUGUGGACCUCAAGACCGGUGGUUAA